Molecule: messenger RNA, 1204 nt
Organism: Aspergillus campestris IBT 28561
Lineage: Eukaryota; Fungi; Ascomycota; Eurotiomycetes; Eurotiales; Aspergillaceae
Exons: 2
Coding region: 120-1121 (333 amino acids)
Source: RefSeq, a predicted model, not a curated record
CCUCAAACCACACCCACCAUUCUCCAACCCUCACCCAAACCACUCAAUCUCAAUGCCCCCCCGGUCAUGUAGUUGACAGCCCUCCAAACGAAAGAUUUCACAAGCAACCUGGCGGCGAAAUGACGUAUCUCCCCUCGUCAGCAACCACUUUCACCAUUCCGUCGAUCUACGACGGCAUCCACCUCGACUGUCGCGUGUAUCUGCCCCGCGAACUCACACAUUCGGACGACGGCGUACCGACCUGGCGCGUACGCGGCGCGAUAGUCGCUCAUCCGUACGCGCCGCUGGGUGGGUGCUGCGAUGAUCCCGUAGUGAGUUUUGUGGGAGGGGAGCUUUUAGAGCAGGGGUAUGUGGUGGGGACUUUUAACUUUCGCGGCGCGGGCAGCUCAGAAGGUCGAACAAGCUGGACAGCCAAACCCGAACUGGGAGACUAUGUAUCGUUCUAUGGAUUCAUGCUUCUCUACCUGCAUAUCCUAAGAAUUGGACGGGUCCCAUCAGGGGCGAGCCCAUCAGGAGACACAGCCCCAGAUGUCCGGAUCAUCCUAGGGGGCUAUUCCUACGGGUCAUUAAUCGCCUCGCAUCUCCCAACGACAGAAGCCGUCAUGGAUCUCUUCCGAUCCAACGUCUUGGGUACACCGGCGGACCAGAUCUGGCAGAUGGCGAAGAGGGUGUCUGACGAGACCGUCCUACAAUCACUGUCUCUUCCCGGCGGCUUUUCAGGUCUGGGUAGACUCAAGGACACUCUGGACAUGGACGUUUCCAAGGUAGAUGCGUCGUAUUUGCUCGUGUCGCCCCUGUUGCCCCCCGUGAACCUGUUUCUCACUCUCUUCUCGAACCUGUCGCUGGAAGUGAGCACGCCCGGCGCGGCCCACAAGAAGCAUGUCCCUUGUCCCAAGCCCGCCGACCAGCUGUGCAGGCAGCGGACGCUGGCUAUCUACGGGGACGAUGACACGUUCACCUCUGCGCAGAAGCUACGGCGCUGGGCACAGGACAUGUCUCAGAACGCGAGCAGCAAAUUCCAGUCGGUUGAGGUGGACGGGGUGGGCCACUUCUGGCGCGAGGAUGGUGCAGAGGCGCGGGCGAGAAGUGCGCUCCGCAAUUGGGUACGGCAGAUCCCAUGAGUGUUAUCAUUUCUAUUUCCCUAUAGUCAGGGAAGGAAAAAGAAAAAGUCAAAACAGGAUUAAUAAUAGUUUGUACCCAACGG